ACUGCAUUGGGGGGUGGGGGGGGGGAAUAAACCCCCUUUCGUUGUCAAUCAGUGUCAAGAGGAUGUCUCUGCUAAUGAUCAACUCCGCUAAUCCUCGGCGAUUUAUUCCUUUCCCCCUCGACAUCUGGGAAGCUUAAAAGAUUGACGGGACGCUAUGGGGAGUGGUCUGGGAGCCAGGGAGAGACUCAGAUCAGGCGAGUCCCUCAGGGCGUUUUCUUGAGGUCGGAGGUCUGUACUCGCCAUUGGAGUUUGUUUUAACAAAAAAAAAAUCGAUUGGAAUCGCCUUUGAAAGUUGUGAGCAGGGGAACUUGCCUUUGCAGAAGUUGCUUUGAGCUGCGAGUUGUUGUCCCGGAGCCCAAUGUGUCGAUCGAGGCUGAAAUGAACGGCGUGGACGAAACCUGUUUGUCCCCCAGCAGCUUCCAGGAAAUGGUUAAGAGCCCAGGCGCCUGUUCGCGAGUUCACAGCAUCGACGUGAUCCUGGGAUUUGCGAAGGAUCAAUCCGUGCUCAGCCCCGCGGCCCUUCCUCCCAAAUGCUCCCAGGAGCAGGGCCAGUGCCAACAGACAUCCUGCUACAGUCACAUGCCUGGCCUCGGGCUCACCGACUCGCCUCACACCUUUGACGAUUCCGGGUUGUUCUUGAACAAGUGUGGGGAAGAUCUCGGUGAACUGACGGACAGCGAGGAGAAAGCCGAGCAGAAAAUGGACGAGGAGCCGCCUAAAAAGAAACACAGGCGGAACCGCACCACCUUCACUACAUACCAGCUCCAUGAACUGGAGAGAGCCUUCGAAAAAUCCCACUAUCCCGAUGUGUACAGCAGAGAGGAGCUAGCCAUGAAAGUCAACCUGCCAGAGGUCCGGGUGCAGGUAUGGUUUCAAAAUAGAAGAGCAAAGUGGAGGAGACAAGAGAAGAUAGAGGCUAGCACAAUGAAAUUGCACGAUUCUCCAAUGUUAUCCUUUAAUAGGCCACCGAUGCCGUCCACUGUUGGACCCUUGAGCAAUUCCCUUCCACUGGAUCCUUGGCUGACAUCUCCCAUUUCUAGUGCAACCUCCAUCCACAGCAUACCCAGCUUCAUGGCGGCACCACAAGGCUUACAGACCAACUACUCGGGCCACUCAUUCUUAAAUUCUCCACCACCGAUGGUCCCGACAAUGCAGUCAAUGGGAUCUCCACCCUACCAAUGCUCAACAACAUUUGUGGACAAAUAUCCUUUGGAAGAUGUAGACCAGAGAAGUUCCAGCAUUGCCUCCUUAAGGAUGAAAGCCAAGGAACACAUCCAGUCCAUUGACAAAAGCUGGCAAGCCAUCUGACCAGCUUUAUAGACAAACUGUUAACAAACAGUACGUUGGUUGAAGUGACAAUGUGAUGGCAGCCUCCAGCUCCAAAAUAACUUCACCUAUCAUGAGUCAACAGUCAUGAUAAAAAUGCCUGGAUCUUAAAAGCUACCAAUGUGACCUGGAUAUAAGGAAACUACAGAUUGGGACUGGCCUUAGUUAUAAGCCAAAGGAUAAAUUUUAUCUUUUGACUUUUGAGGUGACACUCUAGUGUUAUGGGGACAAUAUAAAGGCAUCACUGCUUUCUAUGCUUUUCCAUUAUCACUUCACUAUAGCAAAAUGUUGUCUUCCAUUACUGUCCCAUUGUAGAUCUAUUGAAUCUUGUAGGUAAUGUGCAAUUCUUUUAUAUAUCAUUGGGAAACCUAGAUGAAGGGGCAAGGCCCACUGUGCAGGACACCACCAAGAUUGUAAAGAGUAGAAGGAAAGAGAAGAAAUAGUGGUUAGGUAAUCCCAAGCUUGGGUUAUUAAACUUUGUAGAAUAUAUGGUGCAAGGAAAAUGAGGAUUUCCACAGUUUUCAGAUCCUGGAAGAAAAUAAAUAGAUGAUGUGGUGAAUCUGGUUUUCAACAGAGUGAGAAUAUAGACAUGAUCAAUGUGGUCUUUCACUUCUUGUUGUUUUACAGAUCAUGUUUUUUAAAAGAUAAUGACAUUGUUGUUAAAUAGUUACUUGAAAAUGUGCAGUGCUGUCUCAUUUGGAUCUAUAUUUAACUUGUGUGAAUAAAUUUUAUUUGAAUCUCUUGCAAAGAUAAUUCUAGAAUAUCGGUCAAUGAUAUUACAGAAAAUUACAUAACAAUACUGCCAAGUCACCAAUCAGCCAGAGUCCAGUUUAAUUGAACAUUGCUGCAUUAAGAAUGUGUCAAUUGAAUUUGUUCCGUCUAUUUCUGAUAUACUGCUAAAACUUUGUUUAAAAGUUUGAGUACUUGUCUUCAACAAAAUGACUAGUGUUGGUUCUGGGAAAUGGAAAACUUGCCCAUGUGAGCAUUCAGUGUCAGUGACAAUCAUUGCUAGCUCAGAUAAAGCACAGUUAUCUACAAGUAUGUUCUUGCUGUCUUCUGGAAUCAAUCAUUCGAGUUAGCCUAGAUCCAUUGAGUAAAGCACUGUCUUCAUUAGGAAUAUAGAUGCAGGAGUAAGUCAUUCAAUUUCUUACCACUGUGCCACCAAUCAAAUAAUCAUGUCUAAUCUAUGUGUUAACUCCAUCAUAUUCUUUGAUACAUUCACUGAAUGGAAGGUGCUCUGGAACAUCCUGAACAUGUGAAAGUAUGCUAUGAAAAUAUAAACUUUACAUUUGCUCAUCAGAUGAACUUGUUGUAAGCUCUUCCUUGUGUUUUGGAUGUUUUGUGUCAGUAUCUGAUGUAAUACUCCUGCAAAAAAAUCAUUUUAUUAAACACGAUGUUUAGAAUAAA
Chiloscyllium plagiosum (whitespotted bambooshark) is the source of this 2733-nucleotide messenger RNA. RefSeq names its product retinal homeobox gene 1 (gene rx1). Gene Ontology annotation, biological process: positive regulation of transcription by RNA polymerase II. The record is from RefSeq and is a predicted model, not a curated record. NCBI's taxonomy places the organism in Eukaryota, Metazoa, Chordata, Chondrichthyes, Orectolobiformes, Hemiscylliidae. Gene Ontology annotation, molecular function: RNA polymerase II cis-regulatory region sequence-specific DNA binding; DNA-binding transcription factor activity, RNA polymerase II-specific.